This is a messenger RNA of Colletotrichum orchidophilum, 1011 nucleotides long. Its product is annotated as pre-mRNA splicing factor. NCBI's taxonomy places the organism in Eukaryota, Fungi, Ascomycota, Sordariomycetes, Glomerellales, Glomerellaceae. The transcript has 6 exons. Bases 1 to 1011 code for a protein of 336 amino acids. The record is from RefSeq and is a predicted model, not a curated record. Gene Ontology annotation, molecular function: mRNA binding. Gene Ontology annotation, cellular component: ribonucleoprotein complex; nucleus; cytoplasm.
AUGACCGAGGUAUCCUCCACCAGGCUGUACCUGGGAAACCUCCCUCGCAAUGGUGAGCUCAGCCUUGCGCAUCGCCCGACGCGUCGUCGCAACCUGCUAACUUGCGUAGCCACCAAGGCCGAUGUUGAGGCCCAUUUCGCGACCCAUGGCACUGGCGAGAUCACUGAAAUUAAGCUCAUGAACGGAUUCGGGUUCAUCGAGUACAAGGAUGCCAUGGAUGCCCGCGAUGUUGUUCCUGCUUUCCAUGGAUCCGAUUUUAUGGGUGAACGCUUGACUGUACAAUUUGCCCGUGGAACCCGUCAUCGGGAGGGCGGCAGUGCUGGCGGCUUUGGCAACAAUGAGCGCGCACCUCCUAGGCCUCGCCGCACUCCCCACAGAAUGCAGAUCACGGGACUUCCCACCGAUACCAGUUGGCAGGACCUCAAAGACUUUGCCCGUCAAUCAAGCCUUGACGUUGUCUACUCUGAAACGCCCCGCGAUGGCAACGGGCGCGGCUUCGUUGAAUUCGAGACUGCGGCGGACUUGAGAACUGCCGUUGAGAAGCUUGACGGCCGCGAAUUCAAGGGAAAUCGGGUUACCUGUGUAGCAGACACACAACCGGAUAUGCCGCCUCGCGAUAUGCGCAGCGCUCGGUCUCGUUCGCCCGGCGGCGGUCGUCGACCCUACCCGCCCCCAGUCGAUGAUUACGACCGACGUGGUCCCCCGAGAGGCUACAGUCCGCGCCGAGAUGGUUAUCGUGAGGGAUACCGUGAGCGGAGUCCUCCGCGCCGCGAGUACUACGAUGAACGUAAUCGUUACCGCUCUCCUCCGCGGCGCCCCAUCGACGAUUACCCCCCUCCGCGAGGCCGCUAUGACGACCCGUACCGGAGGGACUACCCCCCGCCGCCUGACCCCUACGUCAACGGCAGAGGGCCGUACGACCGCCCUCCGAGAGACUUUCCCCCUAGGGAAGCAGGUUACCCGCGUGAUGGGUACCCUCGCGAGUAUGAACGUGGUGGCCGUUACUGGUAA